UAUGCUUUCAUACAUUUUUUUAAGCAUUUUCCUAGGGCUGACAUGAAAUUCUCACCUACCAGGACCAAAGCAUCCAUAUAUCAUUUCUGCCUCCUAGCCUGAAGAGAAAUCAAGCUUCGAAAUCUCUUCUAGUUGUGACACAGAAAGAGGGGAAGAAAACAACCAUGACUUCCACAAACACCCAGAUCAUCUCUUAUUCUCCUUCUUCUUCUUCUAAAUCAACCCAUCAAUUCACUUACGAAGUCUUCUUGAGUUUCAGAGGAGAAGACACCCGCUAUGGUUUUACUGAUCAUCUUUAUGAGGCUUUGAUUUCCUGUGGAAUUCGCACCUUUAGAGAUGAUGAAGAACUGGCGAGAGGAGGAAUAAUUGCAUCUGAGCUGCUGGAAGCUAUUGAAGAAUCAAAGAUUUUUGUUAUCAUUUUUUCGGAAAACUAUGCUGCCUCUAGGUGGUGUCUAGAUGAACUCGUGAAGAUCAGUGAGUGUGGGGCAACGGAGGGGCGACGGAUUCUACCAAUUUUCUAUCAUGUGGAUCCAUCCCAUGUGCGGAAGCAAAGAGGGAGUUAUGAAAAGGCAUUUGUUGAUCACGAAAAGGAGGCAGAUGAGGAGAAAAGGGAGAAGAUUCAAAAGUGGAGAAGUGCCUUGGCAAAAGUUGGCAAUCUUGCUGGAUAUGAUCUACAAAAAUAUCAAUAUGAGGCAAGACUUAUCAAGGAAAUUAUUGAUGUCAUCCUCAAAGAAUUGAACUCCAAGCUCUUACUACAUGUUAGCAAGAACAUAGUUGGAAUGAAUUUUCAUUUGGAAAAAUUGAAAUCAUUGAUAAAAAUUGAGUCAAAUGAUGUUCGCAUGAUUGGGAUUUAUGGGCUUGGUGGAAUUGGUAAGACCACAAUUGCCAAAGUUGUAUAUAAUAAUAUCUCACAUCAAUUUGAGAGUAGAAUCUUUCUUGAAAAUGUUAGAGAAAGAUCCAAAGACUACUCAAGUCUACUUCAAUUACAAAAAGAACUUCUUAAUGGUGUCAUGAAGGGAAAAAAUAAAAAAAUAAGUAAUGUUCAUGAAGGGAUUAAUGUGAUAAGAAACAGGUUUCACUCAAAAAAGGUUCUUCUUAUUCUUGAUGAUGUAGACAAUUUGAAGCAAUUACAAUUCUUAGCUGGAGAGCAUAGUUGGUUUGGUCCUAGAAGUAGAAUCAUCAUAACCUCUAGAGAUCAACAUUGUCUAAAUGUGCAUGGAGUCGAUGCAUCAUAUAAAGUUGAGGCACUAAGUUACAAGGAGUCUAUUCAACUUUUCUGUCAACAUGCCUUUAAACAAAACAUUCCUAAAAGUGACUAUGUAAACCUCUCAGAUCAUGUAGUAAAUUAUGUGAAAGGCCUACCAUUAGCUCUUGAAGUUUUGGGUUCAUUUCUUUUUUAUAAAAGUGUGCCUGAGUGGGAAAGUGCAUUACAAAAACUAAAGGAAAAUCCCAACAUAGAAGUCCAAAAUGUACUUAAGAUAAGCUUUGAUGGAUUGGACAAGAAAGAGCAAGAAAUAUUCCUUGACAUUGUGUGCUUCUUCAAGGGAUGGAACGAAAAUGAUGUAACAAGACUAGUAAAGCAUGCAAGGAUUGGAAUAAGAGUUCUUAGUGACAAGUGCCUCAUAACUCUUUGUGGUAAUACCAUAACGAUACAUGAUUUGGUAGAAGAAAUGGGUAGAGAAAUUGUUCGACAUAAACAUCCUGAAGAGCCUGGAAAAUGGAGCAGAUUGUGGGAUCCUAAGGAUAUUUCCCUUGUAUUGAGAAAAAAAAUGGGAACGAAAGCAGUUGAAGCAUUAUUUCUAGAUAUGUGUAAAUCAAGAGAGAUCUCAUUUACUACUGAAGCUUUCAAAAGGAUGCGGAGACUUAGAUUACUCAAAAUUUAUUGGAGUUGGGGUUUUCUUAAUUAUAUGGGAAAAGGGUAUCAAAAGCUCCUCCUUCCUAAAAACUUUCAAUUUCAUUCACAUUAUUUAAGAUAUCUUCAUUGGGAAGGAUACUCUUUGAAAUCCUUGCCUUCAAAUUUUGAUGGAGAGAACCUCAUUGAACUCAACUUGCAGCAUAGCAAUAUAGAACACCUUUGGCAAGGGGAAAAGUAUCUUGAAGAGUUGAAGAUCUUGAAUUUAUCAGAAUCUCAGCAGCUUAAUGAAAUCCCACACUUCUCAAAUAUGUCAAAUCUGGAGCAACUAAAUGUUAAAGGUUGUAGAAGUUUGGAUAAUGUUGACUCAUCUGUUGGCUUCCUGAAGAAGCUUACUUUGUUAAAUUUGAGAGGGUGCCAAAAGAUUAGGAGCUUGCCAAGUACAAUUCAAAACUUGGUCUCUCUUAAAAGUCUUUAUAUAGAUGGUACUGCUAUUGAAGAAUUACCCUCCUCAAUCUGUCAUCUCACCUCACUUCAAGUUCUAUCUAUUAGUGAAUGCAAAAACUUGAGGAGUCUUCCGAGCAGCAUUUGUAGGUUGAAAUACCUUGAAGAACUUAAUCUCUAUGAUUGUUCAAACUUGGAGACUUUUCCGGAAAUCAUGGAGGAUAUGGAAUGCUUAAAGUCGCUUGAUUUAAGUGGAACGUGUAUAAAAGAGCUUCCAUCAUCAAUUGAGUUUCUAAAACAUCUCGUUGAUUUGCGGUUAGUGAAGUGUGAAAACUUGAGGAGUCUUCCGAGCAGCAUUUGUAGGUUGAAAUACCUUAAAGGACUUAAUCUCUUUGAUUGUCCAAACUUUGAGACUUUUCCGGAAAUCAUGGAGGAUAUGGAAAGCUUACAAGAGCUUGAUUUAAGUGGAACGUGUAUAAAAGAGCUUCCAUCAUCAAUUGAGUUUCUAAAACAUCUCGUUGAUUUGCAGUUAGUGAAGUGUGAAAACUUAAGGAGCCUUCCGAGCAGCAUUUGUAGGUUGAAAUACCUUGAGAAACUUAAUCUCUCCGAUUGUUCAAACUUGGAGACUUUUCCUAAAAUCAUGGAGGAUAUGGAAUGCUUAAAGUUGCUCGUUUUAAGUGGAACAUGUAUAAAAGAGCUUCCAUCAUCAAUUGAGUUUCUAAAACAUCUCACUGAUUUGCGGUUAGUGAAGUGUGAAAACUUGAGGAGUCUUCCGAGCAGCAUUUGUAGGUUGAAAUACCUUGAAGAACUUAAUCUCUAUGAUUGUUCAAACUUGGAGAAUUUUCCGGAAAUCAUGGAGGAUAUGGAAUGCUUAUAUUUGCUUAAUUUAAGUGGAACGUGUAUAAAAGAGCUUCCAUCAUCAAUUGAGUUUCUAAAACAUCUCACUUAUUUGCGGUUAGUGAAGUGUGAAAACUUGAGGAGUCUUCCGAGUAGCAUUUGUAGGUUGAAAUACCUUGAAAAACUUGAUCUCUAUGAUUGUUCAAACUUGGAGACUUUUCCGGAAAUCAUGGAGGAUAUGGAAAGCUUACAGGAGCUCGAUUUAGGUGGAACGUGUAUAAAAGAGCUUCCGUCAUCAAUUGGAUAUUUAAAUCAUCUUAUUCAUUUGCAUUUGAGCCACUGCAAAAACUUGAGGAGCCUUCCAAGUAACAUUGGUAGGUUGAAAUUGCUUCAAAAAGUUUGUCUCGGUGGCUGUCCAAACCUAGUCACAGAGGGCAUAGAAAAUUUAAUAAAUCUUGGUUUAUUAGAAACUCAAUAUCUGAUGGAUGGAGUAACCCUAAGUGAUUUACGGUGCCUAUCCUUGCUGAAAAGAUUAGAUCUAAGUCAAAACAAUAUGCGUCACAUACCUACUGCUAUUACUCAACUUUGUAAUCUAAGGUGCCUUAAUAUCAGUCACUGCAAGAUGCUUGAAGAAAUUCCAGAGCUUCCAUCAAGUCUAAGAGAGAUAAAUGCACAUGAUUGCCCAAUCUUUGGAACUCUAUCAAAUCCAUCAACUCUUCUCUGGUAUUUUCUCCUCAAAUGGUUCAAGAAAAUUGAGCCUCCUUUGAAAUGGAGAAGCAUUAAUCUAGGAAGUAAUGGAAUUCCAAGGUGGGUAUUGCAUCAGGAAAUGGGCAGGCAAAUAAGAAUAGAGCUUCCUAUGAAUUGGUAUGAAGAUGACCACUUUCUUGGAUUUGGAUUUUUCUGUCUUCAUUAUCAAUCAAACAAAAUUUAUUUAUCUUUGAAAUUUGAUGAAGGAGAAUAUCCUUACCUUGCACUAGAAAUUAUCAAAAGUGAAUGCGACGAGAUUAAUGAUAGUGAAUCAGAUCAAGUGUUGCUAGUGUACUAUCCUAAGAUUUCUUUUAGGGACAACGAGUUCCACUCCAAUCAAUAUAUGCACCUUCAGGCUUCAUUUGCUACAUAUGAUAGGGAAUCAAAAAUCAAAAGUUGUGGGGUCCAUCUUAUAUACUCUCAAGACAAUCAACAGAACCAUAUCUUGCCGGUAGAUUUUCUUGGCACCCAAGAUGGUGAAGACAACAGAUCAACAACAACAGCUAUGAAGAGAAGCCGUGAUGACACAGAACAUAACCAAGCGGAGGAACCACACCAUAAAAGAUCGAGAGAACCCAAUACCCAUCUCAAGCUUUAAACUUAAACACCAACCAACAGGUGUUGAGGAUGAAGCAGUGAAAGUCUCAAUCAAAGAACAAAUGCACAUUACUGCUAUUCACACACUUAAACAUGAUUUCAUCUCAGUGCUAAACACAAGGUAGAAUUGGAGCUUUGUGCAUAAAAAAAAAAUGUCAAACAGUUCCAUGAUCUUAGCCUUCCUCAAAGGCUGGGAAAAAAAAGCAAGCUUUGGAAUGCAUUUUGUGAGCAUAUGAAGACAUUGAACAGUGUGAAAACUUGAGGAGUCUUUCGAGCAGCAUUUGUAGGUUGAAAUACCUUGAAAUACUUUCUCUAUGGUUGUUCAAACUUGGAGAUUUUUCUGGAAAUCAUGGAGGAUAUGGAAUGCUUACAGGAGCUUGAUUUAAGUGGAACGUGUAUAAAAGAGCUUCCAUCAUCAAUUGAGUUUCUAAAACAUCUCGCUUAUUUGUGGUAAGAAAGCUUGAGAUCCCUUCUGGACAUAUAUACAAAAGAUCUUUCACUUGGACAUAUAUACAAAGGACUCCUAGUUUCUGUUAGUCUCAAGUCAUAGAUUGAUUUUGACUACAAUUGAUUCUGGUAGCAAGGCUCUUGAAUUUCUGAGGCUUGAAAAUGACCCAAACACAAUGAUUGUUUCUCCAAACAGUCAUUAGAUAAAUACAUUGUGGCAGCAACGUAAGUUCGUAUACUUUGUUCUUCUGGCUGGAUUUUUUUGGAGGUGCAAUUUGAUGGAUAUUGGCCCGCAAAAUUUGGCAUGGAUUCAACCAGAAAUGAACUGGCUUUGGUAUCAAUGGGAAAUUUGGAGGUGCAAUCUGUAUCAAUUACAGGAGGCCCAACCCUGUUCAAUGGUAAUGAUGCAGGGAAAGAGCCAAAAAAUGAAUAUUCAAGGAUACACCGUUGGAAACCCAAUAACAAAUCACUUUAGUGACUUCAAUUCAAGAAUUGCAUACACUCAUCAAGUAGGAAUUCUAUCAUAUGAGCUUUAUGAGGCCAAUAUCUAAAAGCUAAGGUUGAUGGAGGAUUUGGCAGGGACAUGCUGGAGUUUUUGUUGAAAGGACAUGUGGUUGCUUAUAGAACCAUGGUUACAAGAGUUUCUUGAAAUAGCCUGAAGAUUAACUGAUUGAUAGAGUUGUCGACUUGUGAUGCAGUUGCGUUUGCUGAUGUUUGCUGAAAGAUUAUCUAAAUGGCAGUGUCGAUUUGAUUAUGGUUUGCUGAUGUUUAUAUUGACAUUCAGUUUGGUAUCUGUAACUGGCUAUCCUCAACCAUCCUCAUUAGUAGCACCACAGCUGUGUUUGUAUCCAUAGGCAUCUGCCCAAUGUGGGCUGGUGAUGAUCUUCACAAGUUGGUUGCUGGCAAUGUUGAAAAGCUUGGGAACUUCUUAGAAGGAUUUUCAGGGGAAUAUUUUAGAGUCUUAGGAGAUGGAGAAUCCAAGGAUAGCAAAACAUUUCUUCAAGGAUACAAAAGUAUUUUGACUUCAAAAAUCAUUGAAGAUUCCUUGUGCUAAACACAAGGUAGAAUUGGAGCUUUGUGCAAAAAAAAUGCCAAACACUUCCAUGAUCUUAGACUUCUUCAAAGGUUGGGAAAAAUGCAAGCUCUGGAAUGCAUUUCGUGAACAUAUGGAGACAUUGAACAGGUAAAUAUUUACAAGAUGGUCAACACUAUAAUAGAUGCUCAACAAACAUGAUUGACUUGAGAGAGAAUUUGAGUAACCAGCAUAGCAUUUUUGCGAAAACCAUGUUAGGCUUGAUAGUGCUUUUAUCUAAUGCUAUACAUAUAUUGAUUGAAAUAGUACAAACAUAGAGCUACCUUUCUAUCAUUAUUUGGUUCUUAAUUUUGUUAACUGAGUCUAAAAUAUAUUAGAUGUGUUAAAUUUUGUGAUUCAUCAUUAUGAAAGGCAUCAUAUAUGAGUGCACACACAUUGAAACUCAUAUUAUCUCCAGUUGGAAAAUAAAUAUUUCAUUGAGGGUGUCUUAUGGUUUAGGGAAUGAAGUAAAGAAUUAUGUCAUUCUGCAUAACCUCUAAUUUUAUACUCUAGUUUAGACAUAUAUAUUCUUCUUAUAUCAGAUACUUAGAUUUUGGCUUUUUCAUUAUAUAUGAAAUCCAUAUGCAUGAAAACUUAAAUAAAGAGAAAAUAUAAUACAAAGUGGGAAGCAAAUCACUUGAUCCCCAGGGCCAAUAGAGCUGCAGAAAUAUCCUGAGCUUCAUAACCCUCUUCUACAAAGGCAAUAUGAGGGCUAUCUUGUGGGAUCGUGUUUUCCCUUUUGAAGUUGUCUUUCAUUGCAAUGAAGUUUCUCCCCACCAUACCUCACCAAACCUAUUAGAAUAAUGGCCUUGUGGAGGCCAACAACUAGGUCUUCAUAAUUUGUAUCCCAUCUUUUCUAAACAAACACCACCAUUUUAAAGAGGUCAAUUCCCCACCUGAUUGAGACAUACCUGCAGAAGACAUAAAUGUAAAAGAGUUGGUAGUGUUUUUUAUGUGUGCUAUAUGCAUAGGGAAGAGAUCUUACCUUGGUGCUUAGACCCUUGAUGCAGAUAAGGGUACCACAUUCAACCUUAAUGCAAUUUGCAUAUGGACAAGGCAACAAUGGAAGCCUCUUAUCUGCAUCCUUUUGUUACAGGCCAUCAAUUCUCUAAGUUUAUCAUUUAUUUGUUUAAAUUCUUAUUGGAAAUAUAGUACAAGAAAAUCAAUCAGUUCAUAUCCAAGGUACUAGUCUCUACAACUUUUUUUCCAAAGGGUGGUUAGUAACAAUCUUACCUUAACUUUUGGUUUCUCCUACAGCCACCCACAUUUCAUACUCCACAAUGUCAACCAUUGAUCUAACAUUCUUAGCAUGCCAUCAAUACUCAACAUGGGCCUACUAGAUCUUUUACAUAAAAACAAGGGUAAAGAAGAAAUUUUAUCCAUCUAUGAAUGUGCACCCAAUGGAUUAUUUGAUCCAUAUUGAUGCAAUACGGUCAAAUGCACUAGUAAAUAUGUUCCUCCUCAUGUCAACAUAUUUUAUUGUCUAGGAGGAAUUACACUUACUAGUUUUUUAGUACAAGUAUUUGUACUACAAAUCAACUACAAAACCCCUCAAUGGACAUUAAAUUUCCCUCCCACAAUUAUAAACCAAUGCAUCAAAUUCUUUUAAGUUCACUUGAUAACAUCUUAAAUUUUCUACUAUUCUCUUGUAAACUCAAACCAAUCAACAAUACCAAUCUUAUUCAACUUAAGCUAGAGUUGAUAACUUUCAUCACAUUUUUUAUAAUUGUCAGUAAUCUCUUAGUGCAAUCUCUAUUGCUAUCAUAACAAUCUAUUACAUACAACUCUUGUUUUUUUUUAGGAUUGUGGCUAACACUAUAAUUAAGCCAUGUGGGUUAGAGUUUCAAUGAGUUCCUUCUGUUAGUUUCUGCAUUAAGUGCUCGAUUAAUCUUAAAGUAUCCAUAAAGAGAAACCUUUAAAAGAAGGUCUUCUACAUCCCUUAGGGAGUCACUCAUGGGUUCUUCAAUAGUUGGCAUGAUCCCAAGAUGGGUGUUGUAGUGGCGGUUCCAGUGGUGCUCAACAUGGGUAAGUAGUUACAGUAUGUUCUAGCCAUGAAAACUAAUGGAUGUUCUUUAGCCCAUUUUAUGGAACUGAAGUCAUAAGUUAUUGUCAGUAAGGAGGUUUAGGAGGGCAUUUUCUAUGCCUUUUUGGUCAUGUCUAUGAGGAGUUUACUGUUAUGUGCCUUGUUAGAUAAAACAAGUAGGUUUAUAGAAAAUAACUAUUGAAAGUUCAAUAUAUAAACUCUUAUGACGAUGGGCUAAGAUCUAAAUAAGCAGAAUCCACCGGGCUUGCUAGUCUAACACCUAAUUGUAUUGAUCUAAAAUUUACCUUGAUAAUAUCCCCAUGCCCACUAUUUUUUGUAGCAACAAUAGAUAAACCAUAUUCUAACCCAAAAAAAGGGGUGUAAACCAUAAGUACCUACUUAUAAGGCAAUAAAUGGAUUAGAUUGGAACCAAAUGGCUCCACAAGAGCUGGGUUGAUAAAAACCCAUUUCAAGAGGCAAAUCCACCACAAAAGUGGUAACAUUAGAUGUUUGUAUGUCACAAUGAAAAGAACAAAAAGGUUUAGGUGUUGAAAACCAUAAGCAGGGACCCAGGCUGAUUAAUUGUGGGUCUUGCUAUCGACAUGAAGUAGCCUAAUUUGGCCAUUGAUACUUAGAGAUGAUGGGACUUAUGUUUUCUGUUAGCUAUUUCAUCAAUACUAAAAAUUUUGGCAGACCAUGAUCAAUAUGAAUUCUUAGAACUUGCUACAGCUUUGUUAAGGGCCCACUAAUCUUUGAUAGGGGAUCAUAAUGUAUGUGUUGAAUAUUCUACAAGGAUUAUGAAAUUUACUUUAGUUUUUGUAGCUAACGUAUGUGUUCCUAGAACUUUGGACUAUGAUGCUUUGGAUAAGGCACUUGACCACACAAGUCACACUUCUCUAUGAACUUAAGCACUGUUGUAAGGGAAACCGAGCUACUCUUAGACAUUUCUUCUAUGUCGUCUUUGUUUCCUAAAAUCAAUGUCUACAAAAACAAGACCAAAUCAACAAGAAACAUAGCUUAGAGUCAAUGUUAAAAUUGUAUUUGUUUUCUAUUUGGAUCAUGGGAAAGCGCUUUGAAAUGAAAUUUUUUUACUAGUCUGGCUAUCUCUCCAAAAGCCUUGAGCAGAGACUAGUGACAUUAUUUUUAGGAUCAAGACAAGACAACACAAGUGUCAUUGUCACCUUAUGAAUGUUGCAUUGUAACAUAGCUAAAGUAAAGCAAUACCAUGGAAAUUUAGUACUACUUGGUUUAGUUAAGGUAUGGUUUUGAUAUUGCUGGAGUCAAUUCCUCUACCAUCUGUGGCUGGUCAUAAAUGAUUCUAGUCUAGGUAAGUGAGUUGUACUUGGCUACAGUGAAUACUUCAUUUUCUUUUCAAGUUCAAGAAUUGAUCUUGUGGUUGUUUUUACUCACUCCAUUAGGUUAUCGUGGUUCUUUCGUUUUCUUUACCUUGCUCCUAUAGUAAUGAAAUACUUCCUAUCUACAAGUGUGUUGCCAAAUGCAUAUCUAAAUGGUGGUUUAUUCUUGCCAACAGUUGCCUUGUCCCCAGAAGUCUCCAAGUGAGUAAUGAAAGGAUAUAAAACUGAUUUCCAUAAAGGAU
This is a messenger RNA of Vitis vinifera (wine grape), 9616 nucleotides long. RefSeq names its product disease resistance protein RPV1. NCBI's taxonomy places the organism in Eukaryota, Viridiplantae, Streptophyta, Magnoliopsida, Vitales, Vitaceae. Gene Ontology annotation, biological process: signal transduction; defense response. The coding region runs from base 165 to 4478 and encodes 1437 amino acids. Gene Ontology annotation, molecular function: protein binding; ADP binding. The transcript has 17 exons. The record is from RefSeq and is a predicted model, not a curated record.